Musa acuminata AAA Group (dessert banana) is the source of this 384-nucleotide messenger RNA. RefSeq lists its product as uncharacterized. The record is from RefSeq and is a predicted model, not a curated record. The transcript has a single exon. Lineage: Eukaryota; Viridiplantae; Streptophyta; Magnoliopsida; Zingiberales; Musaceae. Bases 1 to 384 code for a protein of 127 amino acids.
AUGGCUACGGCGGUGGCAGCUGCAGCUGGAAGAGAAGAACGAGAGGGAAGAAGAGGAAGAGGGGAAGGUGGCUGUGGCUAUGGCUGCAGCUGCGGUAGCAGCUGUGGUGGCGGCGGUGGCUGCGGUAGCUACGGUUGCGACGGUGGCUGCAGCUGCUGCUUUUGGGAAAGAGAAAGAAAGGAAUGGGAAAAAAAAAGGGUUGUGGCCAUGAUUGAGGCUUUGGCGGCAACGGCUGCGUUUGCAGUAGCUAUGUCUGCGAAAGAAGAGGAGGAAGAAGGCAGUGCGGUGGAAGGGGCUGCGACUGUGGCAGCGGUAGCGGCGGUGGCUGCGGCAGCUGCGGCAGCUGCAUUUGGGAAAGAAAAAAAAAAGAAGGAACGAGAGUAA